Penaeus indicus is the source of this 1027-nucleotide messenger RNA. Its product is annotated as protein spire-like. The record is from RefSeq and is a predicted model, not a curated record. The transcript has 4 exons. The coding region runs from base 16 to 600 and encodes 194 amino acids. NCBI's taxonomy places the organism in Eukaryota, Metazoa, Arthropoda, Malacostraca, Decapoda, Penaeidae.
GGCUAGGAGGUCCUGAUGGUGUUGCCCAGAGUAAAGCCACACACACUUUCUUUGCAGUUUAACAUCUCUGAACACAUCGUAAAACGCAUUCAGGUAACAGAGCACGAAGAGAGCGUAAGUCACUCGGCAAGCACUCACAUCCUGCCUCAGGACCUACAGCUGCCAGGGAACAGCACAGGCAGUGGGAACGCAGAACGACGCAGCAGCGUCAGUGGCAGUGUGGGGUCGGCACCUUCCUCGCCAACCCUCACAAGAGCUGUCGAGGGACCUGCCUCGCUGCCUGCACAGUCACCUGCACCAUAUGUCAAUGAAGCCAUCAAGAAGCCAAAGCUGGUGAGGUCUCAGACUCUCGGUGUCGCUGAAAGUAAAACUGCCAGGCAACGCCUCUUAGCCCAGAAACAGAAGCAGCGCUCGCGGACCACCCAGGCGGAGGAGAGGCUGCGAGGGGAACUGAUGAUCGUGUGCGGCGACUGCAAGGCAAUGGUCCUGCACAUCCUGGCUUCUAUUAGGGUCCGGAGGGAGCAACAGCAGGGGACCUCGAGUCAGCAUGAGUCUCCGCGCCAUCACCUGCACCUCAAUCUUCACCCUGUUUACAACUAAUCUCAAGCAUUCACAGAAGAAGGUGAAAGAUCAAUGCAGACUGCGAACAAAGAAGAAGAUGAUGAAAUAAGAAGACAUUGAUGCCACAUGAAACAAUGUCGAAUUAUUCAAAGAUCCUUCAAGUUGAAAAGAAAAAAAAUAUGAAAAACAAGACAAAAGGAAAAAAAAAAGAAGACGACGAAAGACGGAAAGCCGAUUCUGUUCGUCUAUAAAGUGUACCCCAUUAUUCUGAUCCUCUUUGAUGAUAAUGAUGAUAAUUAUUUAAGCAUGUUUCAAGAUAACAACAAACAACAACAAGAGCAACAAAGACAGGAUCACUACCCUCGGAGCCUAGUCCCAGUCCUCAGCAUGUCUAUUCUCCGUUCAUGGGUGCUGUCAUCGGGCUUGAGGCAUCCUGUUCGAGGACAUGAUUACAUGAUUGCAUAAG